AAUACAUUUAAAAAAUCUUAUAGUUUUUGCACACUUAAGAAUUAUUUAUUUUUUCCUUCAUCUAUUACCUAUUAUAUUUUGUAACGCAAAAGUAAUUGUAAAUUUUUUUCGUAUAAAAUUGUAAGGAAUAAAAAUUCCGAAUUUGAUAAAGGCUUGAUGAAGAAAUAUAGUGGUGGUUGUUUGUCAAGCCAGUACUUUCAUUAAGCGGAGCAGUUAUAGGAGGGUUAAAAUAGAAAGUGUAGUGGCGUAGGGAUGAGAGAUCAAAAGAUUCUUCCCCCUUGUUACGGUCGCAUAUAAACGUCCAUUAGUUGGUGUUGCGCAAUGCGUUCCAGCAACUCAAUUUACAGAAUCUAAUUCUCAUUUUGCCUUUAUCUCACCACGCCAAGAUUAAUUAUAUUCAUCACGUUAAUGAUUCACAAUAUUUUAAAAUGCUUUUUAUAAUAAUACUUCAGAAUUUUAACAAUAUUACUAUUCUUUAAUGUGUAAUUAACUGUAAAAUAAUAAGUACUUUUACAGAGAAGACAAGAACGAUACUAAAUCUUUUUUUAUCCUUUUUUAGUGAGAGUAAAAACAUUAUCUGUAAAAAUUUGCAUUACUUUUUUACUUGGAUAUUUGUCCAAAAAUACAGAGUUAUAUCUUGUAUUAAUUAUCUAUUUUAUUAAUUUUUAUUCUUUGAAAAAGAAUGUUUCCCUCGCUCUCUUUUCUGCACAAAAUUUUUAUUUAAAAAAUGGAACGUUAUACAUACUUCUUUAUCUGCUAUUGGAGAAGCACUUUUUAAUUCUCAUUCUCUGUAAGUAUUAAUUUAAUAAUUUAUAAAAGCAAGAUCAGUUCUUACCAAUUCUUUCAAAAUUUUGAGUAAUUCAAUUUCUUUAUCGGUGAAUGUUUCUUCGAGUUUAUGUAAUAUAAUGUUAUUUAUCAGUACAGUGAUGAGCAAAUAUACCGCAGCGAUUUGUUCGACAUGUCUCAAGGGAAGAAGUAUCAGAACAUUCUUGAAGCUUAGAGUGAUUUUCCUACGCAGCAUCCGGCUUGUCUCGCAAUUCCCCGUUCGAAUAAAAGUCCUUGUGUCCUAGUCGAUUUUCAAUCCCGAAGAUUUCUUUUCGUAAACUGAAUUAUUCAGUUACUGUCGCAAACGUCUGGAUAUAUCCAGAUUAAAUCGCGUUCAUUCCACGUAAACCAUUUGGAGAAUGUUAUCUUUUCCAUCGAUAGAUCAGUUACAUCUAUCUUUUUGUUUUUACGCAUGAUAUAACACUCUAUCCGCAUCGUAAAAUUAAUAAUGUAUAUAAUAACCGAAAGUAGAAUCAUGUUGGACGAUCAACUAUGCUUAUAAUUGGCACGAUAUUUACGUUUAAUGUAUUACGGUCGGUCAAUGAUGACCGCUUGCUAUUCCUGUAUCCAACAGAUAUGCUUUGAUGUUCUUUAGAUACAAAGAUAUUGCGUGAUGUUUAGAUUUGCGAAUAUACUCCAAUAUUGCUUUAUUUAGAAUAAAAAUGUUACUUGUACUCAAUAGUAAAUUCAUGUAAUUUUACAUAUCUCGAACAAUUAGCUAACGAAUACAGCUUCUAUUAAUUUGUUAUUGUACAUUCACAUUAAGUAACUUUUUAAAUAAUUAUGAUUAAUAAUCGAAACAAUGGAUGGAAAAAAUGUGAACCAUUGCGGCUUUGAGAAAAGAAUUUACAAUAAUUAUAAUUACAACAAAUAUUUUGCGAAUAUUUAUCUCACGCCGUCAUACCAUUAUGUCAAUUAGUUAUACUAAUAUAAAGAUGUUCUUUAAACGGCUGAUUGCUUAUAUAAAUUAUGAGUUAUGUUAAGAACCGUAUAGAUAAGAAUAAUAUUAUUCUUAUAUAAAUAUAAUAAAUAAAUAAGUAAAUGUGAGCAAAAAGAUAGUUAAAUAAAUAUCAUAUUAAUAAUUGAGUGCUAUUAACGAGAUUGAGUACGUCAGUGGUGCUGAGCGCCUUGGAAGGGAUGAAUGUUCCGGAACAUCUCAGGAUUCUUCUGUUGGCGAUAAGGGCGGUAUGCUGCGUGCGUAGUCAGCGUGGGGCUGUUACGCUCUGUGUCUCGGCGUCACAAGUAUUGAUCCUCGUGGAGAGCCACUACGUGAAUGGGUUAUAGCUGUCUCGUACUAUUCCACAAAAUUUCGUCCAUUCCUCUCUUCGUCAUACACAUUUACCACUUCUUCGUGAUCUCGAUCUCCCUCUUAGCCAAAAGCUUUUUGUAUUUUGCUGCUCGUCAUGGAGCGAUAUUCAAUCCCAUGUGUAACGUUGCUGCGAUAUCACACGUAAUGCAUGCACUGUAUUUAUUUGUUUACGUGCAAAAGUAAAUUAUUUUUUUACUAUACGCGAAAAGUGUUAAAGAGUAAUACAGGCUUAUUUAAUUUGGUAGAAAAUAUAAUUUUGCAUAAAUAAAAUAUUUAUCAUAUUAUAUCAAUUAAUCAGAAAAUAAUCUUUUUUUUUCUUCUUAUGAAAAUAGCGCACGUAUCAAGAUAUAAAUGACUUUGUAAUUAUCCCAUAAAAGAGGAGAGAGAUUUUCUAACUUUAGAAGUUAACUUGAUUUUUUAUCUUCGAGAUAUGCCACAUGCUUUUAUUGAUUUUUCUCGCUUCUUGUGAUGUAAAUCGAAAAGAUUUCAACUUUUCAGUUAUCUUUAUCUUUCAUGAGUCAAAUCUUUUAAUUAUUUUAUAACAUUUAAAUAAGCAAUUAAUUAACACGAUAUAUCUUUGUGUAAUUUCUUUUUGCUUUUUCUGUGUUCACGUAUAUACUAUAUCGUUCUUAAUAGUUAGUGCAUUAACAUAUUUUGCGAGUCUUGCAUUUUGGUGCCGCAAUGAGGUAAUAAAGUUAAGUAGUUUAUAACUGCAAGCAGUACACAAUAAAUUGGCUCGUAUAAUUGCGUUGGCCGUAGCGCUAGUACAAUUGUAUGUCUAUAAAGCGAGCAUCAUAUUAAAUGGUAUUAAUAAAUAUAUAAAAUACCUCUUAUUAUGCAAGAAAGAACAUCAGUCUUAUUUUUAUGAAUAAAACUGUGAAUAUAGGAAUAUUUUAGUUAACUGAUUUAGUCUUUACUUUGAACCUAUCUUCAAGGGAAAAGUAGUAAUGACGGUAUAUUUCUAGGUUGUAUAUACAUACAUUGUUAUAUAUAUAAAUAUUUGAAAUGUUUAUUCAAAAAAUAAUAUAUAGAUGAUUUAAUACACACAAAAUUGUUAUAUAAUUUUUAAAUACAUUUUUAAUAUUAUGUUUACUCUGUUUUUUUCUUUCUCUUUUUUUCUUCUUUUAAUUAAUUUUAUCAUGACAGAGGAUCAAAUGUACACGUCAUUUAGGAAUGAACAAACAUCGACAAAUCUAUGUGCAAGUCAAGACAUAAUAUUCGAUUUAGAGAAAUAUGGCCUCUAUCUCGACAAGAUUCGAGCAUUCUUUGUCCCUAGUCUGGAAUAUAGAGUCCAUUCUUUGUUGGAAGAAUUCAUGUAUAGUACAAAUUCUCGAUGGGCCAAGCAAUUUCCAUAUUUCAAGAAAUUCAUCAACGCAAUAGUUACGUGGAAGGAUCCUUUGAACGGAGCAAUUAAAUACGAUAUCGAUACGGUGGAAGAAAUGAUGAAAAAUAUCAUCAAACGCAUGAUAAAGGAUGAUCUAAUUACUUGCUUUCUGGAUUCUGUCAUUUUGCAUCACAGGCUAACUAAAGUUUGCCAUAAACUGGACGCAAUGAACAUUGAAGACAAUAUUUUAAAGAGCUUGAACACGUGGAUUUUUGUCAAUAAACGAGACUAUUUGUUAAAUCAAAAUUGCUUCAUGAAUUUCAAUACUACAAUGGAUUGUAAGAUGAAUUUGAACACGAUAUUCUGCAAUGCAGAAGAAUCAAUUAAAUAUAAAAAAGCUGACAAACUGUUAGCAAAAAACAUUUAUGACAGAAAUAUCGAACAUACGCGAUCAAUAAUGUCGGAAUAUCAAGAAUGUCAAGGAAUUCUUGACUUGAAUAGAAAUUUUAUUCAACAAAGAGAAGAUAAUUCGAAUCAUUAUUCUACCUAUGUUAUAACUGGAUCACAAAAUAGUAGUACUAAUAAAAUAAACAGACCUUUUAAUAAGAAAUCUUGCAAUACCGAAUCAAAGAAGAUAAGGAACAGCUUGAAAAUGAAAAUAAUUGUUCAUACGGUGUAUCUGAAAGAUAAUGAAUAUUCGACAUUCUCGAACUCUACUGUCACUUGCUUAUCUUUGCCUUGCAAACCGAGCAAUUUAAUUAAUCGAAUUUUUGAAGCUGAUCCAUCUUUAACCGAAUCUUGCUUGAUAGUGAUGAAGAAAAAAUUCGAGGACAGCAUGUACAAUGUUUGCUCGUGUCUAAAUGAUAGUCUUGAAAAGUUAAAUGUCAAGCUGCAAAAAAUCUCCAUUGCAUUAUGUCUCAAUUGCGAAAUAUAUCCUGGAUAUAUUAGUUUCAAGUUAAAAACCAGCAAUAUAAAAAAAUGCCUUUUCGUUGCAAGAGUACCAAUUUGUCAGAAUGUUCAUAAAUAUACGAUUCAACAAGAUUUCUCUAUUUUGUCUUCUAGCUCAAAUUCGGGUGCUGAAUCAAAAAAUUUUGAACAAUAUAAAGACGUUAAUUCGAAUUUUAAUGAUACACUUGGGCAUAUUGAUGAAGAAAGUAAAGAGAUCAACCCAUACUGUUCACGAUCCCAUCGAAGCUUCAAAAAAGACAUCUCAAUAGAUAUGUCGCAAAACAAAACAGAAAAUGUUAAUAAGAAAAGAAUUACAUGCAUGACUGAGCUCACUGAGAAUGUUUCGAGUUGUGUUCCAAAUCUCACAAUCUUCUCUUGCAAAGAUAUUGUCGAAAAAAUAGCAUGCCUCGAUAAUUCUGAAGAAAGAAAUAAAGAAUCCUGUAAAGUUUUGAAUUCAAGAGAAUUCAAUAAUGAUGACAAUGUGGAAAACUGUAGAGAAAAAAUUCUGGAGUUGAAUAAUUCAGUUACAAUGAAUGACACGGAAUUAGUAAAUGCAAAUUGCAUGUGUUUAUCAUGUGAAAACUUUAUCAAAACAAACAAUAAAAUUGAAGAUAUUUUUAGUAAUAAAGAUUUGGACAAUUUCUCGCAUAUCACAGGCAUCAAUGAAUGCGAUUGGACUUACUCGUCCAAUAAAAAAUUGAAUUUACAAAAUGGAGUUUUUAAUAUUAAUACAUGCAGUAUUACAUCAUUCGUACAAAAUUCCGAGUAUGAUAAACAAUUAAUAGAAUUAAAUUGUAAUCGUUUCUCAAACAACAAUAUCAAUGCGAUCGAUAAACGCUUCAGUACGCAGGAAAAUAAAAGCUCGUUAAAUUUAGCGAAAGUAGAAACUGAAUGUAACUCAUAUUGUUCCUGCCGUUGCGACAAUAUUAUAGACAUCACACUCUUUAAUGAUAUUUCUAAGGACAAUAUUGUUUGUGCUUUUGAAACACCGCAGGAUAAUUUUAAUGCAUUAAAAGUUCAAAAUACGGACUAUUCCAAAACGCAGAUGUCAUCUAGAAACAAUAAUUUGCUAACAAUUUCGGUUCAAAUGCCUAAAUCAAAGACAUUAUCGAAAGGAAUUAUCAAAAGAAACGUGAAUGCAUGUCCUCGAACAGCUCGGUUGACUUUUAAUGAUAAUAAAAAUAUAUCCACUGUCGUAAAAGAAAGCAAUAGAUACAAUGAACUAACAAAUUUUUCUACUCAUGCUUCAAUCGUUUCCAGAAAAGGAAAUAAAAUUCUUCCUGUAAAGGAGGCAAUUUUCAAUGGAACGCAAGACUUUAUUACACCAUCGGGAAGAUUUUUUGCGUCGAAAGAAAAAUUUCGAUCUAAUAAAGACUCAAGAAGUUCUGAUAUCUUAACAAGAGAAUAUCUACGUGCGGAAAAUUAUUCGACGUAUGUGGCUACCAAUGCAUCGUUACACCGUCGUUCAUUCACAACGACUAAAUUUGCAAGUGACAGGCGAGAUGAAUUCCAAAAGUUUAACAAAUCAAAAACACUGUCAAAACUUCGUGAACACGGAUGCGUGAGAUCACAAAACGGUAUUCAUAAUUCGACAACAAUCAAGAAUAAAACAAUGUUUGACAGAUAUUCAAGUGAUUAUCCUACAGAAACACAAUCACAAACGAGACUCACGAUAAAAAAAUUCCGAAAUUCCGUUGACAAAAUAAAACGUUUGAUUCGUGCAAAGCUAGGAAGGAUAUUGUUUAAUAGUAAAACAGACAAUAACAAUGAAAUGAUCAAAACGUUUUGGAGAAGUAAAGAAUUUUUUAACGAUAGAAGGAAAAAGAGCAAAAAUUUACAAAAGAGACAAAGUCACGGCAUAACUUCAUAUUCGACUUGUAAUUGCUACAGGCGAAGUUAUACUACAUUUUCUCGUGAAUCUUCCAAUGUGAUUCUAACAAUUUGUAAAACAAAGAAAAAAAGGAAAAAUAAAGAGAAGAUAAAAUUUUGCGACCACAGAUUGGCGAAUGAUAACAAGGCCUUGUUAAGCUUUCACUCGAUCAAAGCUCCCCUCUGGUCUUAUGAUUUCUCAACUUCUACAACUAAAGAUAUAGAAAAGCACAAAUUAAAUAGAAAUAAUAGGUUACAAUACAAUCGACAGAAAAAAAUUGGAAAUGUUAUAAACUGCGGCAGAAACUCUCACCAAUGGAAUUUAAAAAAUUCAAGCAUAAGUAUAACAAUUUCUUCACAAUCAACUGAAUUAUCUGAAGAUAAUAAAUGCAUCUGUAAGCAAAUGCAUAAUCAAAAUCAACAUGAAAAUAAACAUGAGAAACAGGAAUGUGCACAAUAUAGGAACAAAAACAAAUAUCAAGAUAUACUGAUUGAAUGCUCUAUUGUUAAUAGCAAUAAAUCUUCAAAAACAUCAUUGUCACACACGAGAGACGCUAAAAAUGGAUAUAAACAAUUUUAUGAUAUACCUAAUUUAAGAAAUGUAAAGAAAUUUGCGUCUUCAAAAAAGAAGAAUAGACAAGUAUUUAAGAAAGAUAUGUUCGAUCGUUUCGAUGACAGUCUACGUGAAAGAUUACAUAUCUUCACAAUUUUAACCGAUGCUUGCAAUGAUUACAUAGAUGAUUUAGACUUAGAUUUCAAAUUGAAGUUGUUGCGAUACAUAAAUCUUUGCAAAAGCAUCAAACAUUUAUUGAUGAAGACGUUACGACCGGACGGUAUUUACGAAAUUAGCACGACAUCGGUGUCUGAUAGCGAUUUAUAAUUUAUAAAAAAUAUGAUUUAUUUGAUAAUCUCCCAUCGACAAUUUGCACAUUUUUAUUUUGUGAGAAAACAUGAAAUAAUCAUUCAUCAAUUUCCUUGUUAGAAUCGCCAAUAGCGAUGAGCUUGUCAGAGCAGAUCACUUUUCCUUUAUGGAUUAAAUUAUAUGCACGUAGACGUUCACUUUGGCACGUUAGAAUGAUAGUGAAAUCCGAGUUGUUCAGGGCGUCCGACUUCGAAGAGAAGAUAAAGUAUUGUACCAACCAUUGAGAACAGCAGCAUCCAUCCCUCCGAGCAGAUCGAUAUUUCCUGGCAACCACCGGAAAGGGUGUCUACCCUCAAUUGCUCUGUGUUUGUAACAAUGCAAGUUGGCUACCGAAUCUGAAGGAGGAUUCUUCAAUGCUUAUUUUUCAUUUCUUAGCUUUUUGUCAUCCAAGGAAAAAAUCUUCAUACCAAGGAUCAAAGUAUAGAUCAAAUUAUAUCAGAGCAGAUGUAAUUUUAUCAAUCGAUUUGUAAAAUUAGAUCUGCUCUGAUAUAUUUAAUCUAUUUUAAUAUCAAGAUUUUUUUCCUAAAAUGGAAGAUUUAAUUGAAAAUAAUUAAAAUCUUAGAUAUUAUAAAACUACUUAUUCCAAUUUUAAAGUCAAUUUCAAGUAUUUGAACAGAAUCAAAAUUAAUAUUUAUGCCGGCAAAAUUUGGAAAGUUUUCAUUAUUUGUGUCAAUCCAUUCAGAUAUAAUUAUUGACUUUAACGGAAAUUUUGUCGCUUUAUUAAGUUUUGAAAUUUUAUUGUA
Messenger RNA from Monomorium pharaonis (pharaoh ant), 7940 nucleotides. RefSeq lists its product as uncharacterized. NCBI's taxonomy places the organism in Eukaryota, Metazoa, Arthropoda, Insecta, Hymenoptera, Formicidae. The transcript has 4 exons. Bases 3220 to 7155 code for a protein of 1311 amino acids. The record is from RefSeq and is a predicted model, not a curated record.